GACGCCCCCAAACGCACCUUCCGCAUGAUCUGCGGCCACGACUUCAACUCAGCCGACGGCGCCACCGACCUGACGUCUGAGAACGCCACUACCAUGGCCGCCUGCAUCGACCUCUGCGCGUCAAAGGGCGACGACUGCGUCGGCGCGGGUUGGGGCGAUUACUACGGCAACCACGUCUGCUGGAUGAAGAGUAAGCUGGGCACGAUGAACGUCUCGGGGAACUGGUAUUUCGUCGUGGAUGUCAAUAAGACGAGC
This is a messenger RNA of Colletotrichum phormii, 255 nucleotides long. RefSeq lists its product as uncharacterized. The record is from RefSeq and is a predicted model, not a curated record. The transcript has a single exon. The annotation marks the transcript as partial. NCBI's taxonomy places the organism in Eukaryota, Fungi, Ascomycota, Sordariomycetes, Glomerellales, Glomerellaceae.